This is a messenger RNA of Selaginella moellendorffii, 762 nucleotides long. RefSeq lists its product as uncharacterized. Gene Ontology annotation, cellular component: membrane. Bases 1 to 762 code for a protein of 253 amino acids. The record is from RefSeq and is a predicted model, not a curated record. The transcript has a single exon. NCBI's taxonomy places the organism in Eukaryota, Viridiplantae, Streptophyta, Lycopodiopsida, Selaginellales, Selaginellaceae.
AUGCAUUUCUUCCGAUGGUUCCAAGUUCCAGCGAGAGGGAAGGACUACAGGCUCGUCCACGCCUUGCUGAGCAUCGAUAUGUGGCUCAUGCUCAUCGCGACUUCCUGCGGCCUGGGAACCGUGUCCACUUUCUACAACAACUUGGGCCAGCUGAGCGCCUCCCUGGGAUACUCCACCGCAAGGAUGAACAUCUUCGUGGCUCUCCUCAACAUCUGGGACUUCCUGGGAGCAAUCGGCUGCGGCUUCGUGUCCGAGAUACUCCUCCACAAGUUUGGCAUUGGACGGCCGUUCGUGUUCGCUGCGGUGGUCGGCUUUCUAGCGCUCGGCAACUUGCUCAUCGCCUUGGGCCUUCCCGGCGCGCCGUACAUCGGCUCCAUCAUCAUCGGCCUCGCCACCGGAGGCCAGUGGGCGGUGCUGUCGACCAUCAUCGCGGAGAUCUUCGGGCUCAAGCACUAUGGAGUUCUCCAGAGCUUCCCAAACGUUGCAAAGGGGAUUGGGACGUAUGUCCUGUCGGUGGAAGUUGCGGGUGUGUUCUACGAUCGGCAAGCCAGGAGAUACCGGGGCCCGGACACGCUGGAGGCCUCGCUCUUGUGCGACGGUGCCAAGUGCUACAGGGAAACGUUCUUCGUCAUGGCCGCCACCUGUUUGUUUGGGUGUGCUAUCGCCGUGGCUCUCAGCUUAAGGUCCGCCAAGUUCUACAGUGCGGAGGUGAAGCCCAGCUUGACGAGAAAAGUUGCUGCUGUUGUUGACGAUGCAUGCUAG